Penicilliopsis zonata CBS 506.65 is the source of this 1882-nucleotide messenger RNA. RefSeq lists its product as hypothetical. The record is from RefSeq and is a predicted model, not a curated record. Gene Ontology annotation, biological process: 'de novo' pyrimidine nucleobase biosynthetic process; pyrimidine ribonucleotide biosynthetic process. Gene Ontology annotation, molecular function: dihydroorotate dehydrogenase activity. The transcript is spliced from 3 exons. Bases 280 to 1812 code for a protein of 510 amino acids. NCBI's taxonomy places the organism in Eukaryota, Fungi, Ascomycota, Eurotiomycetes, Eurotiales, Aspergillaceae. Gene Ontology annotation, cellular component: mitochondrial inner membrane; cytoplasm.
AUCAGUAUCUAUCUAUAUCCAGGACGUUUAAUUUCCACAAGGCGGUGUGUACUCGUUAAUUAUGCCAGACAUUCUCCCCCACCGCCUGUUUCUUCCGGUGACGUGACGCAACGAAAAAGCACAGGAAACACUUCGUAACUCCUUGUCCCGCAAGGCCGAGGGCUCGGUCGAGGUGCAUUCUCCAACUCGAGACUCCAUCCAGUCGAUCAAUUAUUGAUUGAGAAGGGAUAGCCUGUUGAUGGCUGGUCAAAGCUACUGAAUUGCCUCGAUUCCGUCGCCAUGAGUUUUGUAGGUUUGGGCGCCAAGGUUCGCGCCCUUCCGUCUUGCCGGUGGUCUAGGCGGCCCUCUGUGUUGCAGCAGAAGCAGCUUGCUACACGGCCACGCAUUGUGUUUAGAGGUAACUCGACCUCGGCGUCAGUCACUGAGGCUGUGAAGGAGGCUCCCAAGAAAGCAGGCCGCGGUUUCAGGAGAACAAUGAUUGGCACUUCCUUGGCCAUCGUUCUCAUCGGGGGGUAUUUCUACGUGACAGAUACGCGGGCAAGUAUCCACAGAUACGCCGUCGUGCCUCUGAUCCGCUGGUUACUGCCUGAUGCAGAGGAUGCGCAUCAUAUUGGUGUAUCCUCCCUGAAGACGCUCUACAAGUAUGGGUUGAACCCGAGGGAAAGAGGGAGCAUCGACGACGACGGUGCUCUUGCAACGGAGGUGUUUGGCUAUACCCUGGCCAACCCCAUCGGCAUCUCUGGAGGGCUGGACAAGCAUGCUGAAAUCCCCGAUCCUUUGUUCGCACUUGGCCCUGCCAUCGUUGAGGUCGGAGGCACCACGCCCUUGCCUCAAGAAGGCAACCCUCGGCCUCGCGUGUUUCGACUUCCCUCUCAGCACGCCAUGAUUAACCGCUAUGGCCUCAAUUCCAAGGGCGCAGACCAUAUGGCGGCCGUGCUGCGAAAACGCGUGCAGGACUACGCUUACGCGCAUGGAUUCGGACUCCAUGAGCUUGCUGAGCAGCGUGUUCUGGAUGGCGAAGCCGGAGUACCUCCGGGCAGUCUGGUUUCCGGAAAACUGUUAGCUGUGCAGGUUGCCAAGAACAAGGUCACUCCCGACUCGGACAUCGAAGCUAUCAAACGCGACUAUGUUUACUGCGUUGAGCGCGUUGCAAAAUAUGCCGACAUUCUGGUCGUCAACGUCUCUAGUCCCAACACCCCUGGUCUUCGGGAUCUGCAGGCUGCGGCCCCUCUCACUGCCAUCUUGAAGGCGGUCGUUGCGUCCGCCAAGAGCGUUGACCGCAAAACCAAGCCCUACGUGAUGGUCAAAGUCAGCCCGGAUGAAGACUCGGACGAGCAGAUCUCCGGAAUCUGCGAAGCCGUGUGGAACUCCGGCGUCGAUGGUGUGAUCGUGGGCAACACUACCAACCGUCGCCCUGAACCUCUUCCCAAGGGUGCCGCGUUACCACCGAAGGAACAGCCCGUGCUCAAGGAGACCGGCGGGUAUUCCGGUCCCCAAUUGUUCGACCCCUUGGUUGCGCUGGUGGCUCGGUAUCGGUCUCUUCUGGACCAGGGGCCAUCAGUCUCGGCUGCGGCUGCAGUCACUGCGGAACCCGACCAGGAGAAUGUGCCUGUCGUAGAGACUCCGGCGGUGGAAAAGUUCACGCCCAAGGUGCUGUUCGCCUCUGGCGGUAUCACCACCGGGAAGCAGGCCCGCGAGGUCCUGGAUGCCGGCGCCUCAGUCGCGAUGAUGUACACGGGUAUUGUCUAUGGCGGUGUUGGGACGGUGACUCGAGUGAAGCAGGAGAUGCGCCAGGUGAAAAAAGAUGAGUAGAAACUUUUUUGGAAACUAUCAUAUGCACUGUCUUCUUUUUUUCUCUCUUCAUUUCUGCAUGGUAUAGAGU